Molecule: messenger RNA, 590 nt
Organism: Vigna umbellata (rice bean)
Lineage: Eukaryota; Viridiplantae; Streptophyta; Magnoliopsida; Fabales; Fabaceae
Source: RefSeq, a predicted model, not a curated record
CAAAGGGUUAUCGUGCGGUACAACCAAACUCAUCUACAAAAUUAUAUCUCCCAAAGGUCAAUAGAUCAAGUGGUGCUGUUAUAGACAUGUGGAUCAAGGCAAAAGAGCUUGAGGCAAAUUCGGACUAUUACAUUGAUCUGUUGGUAAAAGGGACAGGGAAAUCAAAGGAAGAAAUUACUAAAGAUGUUCAGAGGCCUAAGUAUCUUCAAGCACAGCAAGCUAUAGACUACGGACUUGCUGACAAAAUGAUUCAGUCAAGUUCAACGGAUUCUGCAUUUGAGAAGCGGAACUAUGAGGAAAUUCUUGCUCAAUCAAGUAUGAGGAAUCAAGGUGGUGUCGAUCCUCAAGCGUCUCCUUCGGGAUUCAGGUAAUCACACAGCGAAAGGCCACUUAAUCGCUCCGAAUCCAAUGCCCGUCAAUGCUAUAUAUAUGGGUUUAAGUUGACGACUGGUGUAAAGGUCCAGCAGCUAUCUCAUCAAAAGGCCAAAUUGGAAACUUUCAACGGAGAGAUAUUAUAUGAAAAUUGUAUCUUGGCUGUUGGGUGACUUUUUCAAUACUUAAAUUACAUAUGCUUAGUUUGAAUAACUUAA